AAUGAAGGUGAACAGCUUAGGAGAGCAUCGCGGAUGUUUUAAUGGUACGUAGUAUCGCUCUUUAGAUUCGGCCAUUGCAAGGACAGCUUUCUGAGUUGAUGUAUUACAUGAUGCAAAAUGAGAUGCAUUCCUUUGUUUAACAAAGAUAGUGAUUAUCUGCUGUACCACGCUCUACCGGGAUGAAGAUGAUCCAUUAGUAAUAUCGUUCUUGCAACAUAAAAAAAUUGUUGUCAAAAUGUUCUUUGAUCAUGGCGUCCCAUUAGUAAGUGUUAUGUCUUUACGUAUUGAGCACUAACUAUAGCGACGGUUCUGCUGCAUUGAGGUUGAGAUUUGAGCCCGAGAGUAUACCGAGUUGUCGAUAGCAUCUUACCUUACCUACUCGGCUACUCACGCCCAGGCGGGCGCAAGUCGACUCAUUUCGAUUCGCUUUGAAUAAUGCAGUCACAAGUCCCGCUCUGUAUCGCUGGUUAUAAGUUACUUUACUAGGCUUUAUCGUAUCAAUCACGAUAUCAGCAAAAUUCUUUACCUUCGUCAUAGUGAUAAAGUAAAAAGAACUAUAAGAAGAAAGACAAGAUGGCGAAGAAGGAGAAGAAGUCAUGUGACUUAUUGUAAAAUCACUAUUGCAUGAACAUUCAAGUGCGUAGCGUUCGAAGACGAGCUCGGUUCGAUUAUGCGUAAGUAGCGUUACAAAAAUUCAUUGGCGGUGCUUGCAAAUCGGGUUAAAAAAACAACGUAAGCUAAACGUGACAGAAGCUAUUCAUUCAUAUUCAAAACAUUUUAAGAAAUUGGUAAAGGGCUGUCUUAGCUUAGCAUAUUCUAUAGAAAUCUGUGAUAGGAAAACGGAUGAGCUAUUCAUUCGAGUUUCAUUUUAAAUAAGCUCAUGCUUAAGUGAGAAUAAUUAUUGCGUCUUUUUUUUUAUUAUUUAUUUAAUUUUUCUUUAAUCUUUACUUUUAUGUUCUUUUUUUUUUUUGUUUUGGUUUAGAAAAAUAAAUUCCACACAACUUUAACUGAGUGAACGUAAUGUUUGUAUUUUUAAAUGAUCGUAGCUAACAAGUGUUAUUUCAUAUUAUAUGGUAUGUCUCGACUCAAUAAUUCUAGGUGUUGGUUACAAGAAUUCUGAUUACAUUUGAAUUGCAAUAACAAGUAAGCAGCGAACCAACAACCAAACCGAAACAGGUGAUAUUUAAGAGAAUGGGUUCAGCAGUGUGCACUUGUGUGACGUUAUUCAAAAUAAGUUUUUUGUUUUUUUAAUAUAAAAAAUAAAUAAUAAAGAAAAAAAAAACAAAAAAAAAUAAAAAUAAAAAUGAAAACUACCAUAUAAAUGGACGGUCGAGCGUUUGUACGUACCUAUGAAUAAAUGAGUAUCCAGAUGAAACAACGCUAUAUAGUGUGAGGCAACAAAGCAGAGUAAAUUAACAAAAAAAAAAAAAAAAAUAAAAAAUAUUUUUCAUAUGUUUGUGUUGAUGUUUUACAGCUCAAACGCUAUAUACAACAAAUAGUGUACAAAUGUUGCAACAAGAGUUCCCUCAUCAUCAAGUGAAAAUAAGUCUGCAGCAAGACUUAAAUUACUUUAUAAAUCAACAGCAACAACAAAAAUAUAAAACCGGCUAUUGUCUCUAUGAGCUCAGCUGCUGCUGCUGUUGCUGUUGCUGUUGCCGCCGGCGUUGUUGCUGCAUGAAAAUUAGCAUUAACAGUUUAAAAUGUGGCCUUAAAAACAACAAGAAAAUUCUACAUAACUAUAAUUGCCAAGCGAGACGAGCGUAGAAGAAGAUAAAGAGAAUUUAUUAUUAACAAAAAAGAAGAAAGAAAGGAAAAAAAAAACAAAAAAGAGAAAAAACGUUAAAUGCGAAUACAUUUUGAGCAAACCUCGAGCUUGUAAGGAAAACAAAAAAACAAAAAAAAAACUGAUAUUUGAAAAAAGUAAAACUAAAAAAGUCAAAGAAAUAAAAAGCGCAAAAUCAAAUAUUUAAAUAAAGCCAUAGAAACAAACAAUAGAGAGCUGAAGAAAAUUUAAGGUGCUAUCAUGGUGCAUGUGAUGUGUAGUAAAUUACAAAAACAACAACAAAAACGGCAACAACAACAACAUCAACAUCAACAAAAACAUCAACAAAACCAACAACAAAAACAAGAACGUCAAAGACAAAAACAUAAACGAGGCAUUCUAAGAUAUAAAACGACGUUAGUUGAUAGUGUUGCCAGUACGUGGAGUGGCGGUAAUGUAAAAAUAUGCUAUUGUCGUGUUAGUAGGAGGGGAGCUUGCAUUAGUAGUUGCUGGGCUGUGUUGGUGGUGUUCAUUUUGUUGUUAUGUGGCAAUUGUGUAAUUUCACAGCGUAGUUUAAACAAUAACAACAACAACAACAACUACAAUAAUAAUAAUAAUAAUAAUAAUAAUAAUAAUAGUUUAAGCAGCACUAAUAACACUAACAACAACAAUAGCAUACAAAACAACAAUAGCAGUUUAUUGCAAAUUUCCCGACCAUCAGCAGCGAUAUUAGUAAAACCUUUAGUUCGCCAACAACAAAAUGUUAUUGGCGAAGCGGCGGCGGCGGCGGUGGCGGCGUCGGCGUCGGAUGAAGUGGAAAAACAAGUUGCGAUUGAUAAAGCAACAAAUGCCACUCAUAACAAAAUAAUAACAAAAACUUCAACUACAACAUCAAUCUCUUCUUCCUCUUCGUCUUCAUCUUCAACGUCGAUGUCAUCGUCUUCUUCUUCUUCAUCAUCAUCAUCUGCGGCUUUAUCGUUAACGAAUACGGUUUCAGUUACAGGCAACAGCAUAGGUCCCGCUGCGAACAAAAGUGAUAUUAAAGAAAUUUCCAAUGAUGGCGAAAGUUUUAAUGAUAACAACAACAACAACAACAAUAAUAAUAAUAAUAAUAACAACAAUAACAACAAUAUUCAACAUCCAACAGCCAACAAAACUGUUAAUAAAAGCGAUGAUGCAGAUGAACUUUUGCAAACAUCUGCAGAAAUUCUCAAUGAAUCGGAAGAUGGUUACGAGCAUUCUGCUAACCCUACCUCCACCACUACAAGGCCUACGAGACCUUCUUUGGCGCCACAUAAUUCGGCUCAAGAACGUGAGCGUCGUUUAAUGAAUGUUCUGGCUGCUAGACGUAGUGCUUUACAUCGUACUGGUGUUAGAUCGCGAGUUAUAACCACAAGUCGUACUGCAACGGCUGUAGAAACGACUUCACGUACACCCACUGAUCCUCGAUCAGUUUGUAUACGUAAUUGUACAAAAAACUUUACACGCCGAACUACCGCUAGUUGUAUGCGCCAAUGUGCAAACUUUUCGAGAGUCGGUAAUUCUACGUUUGCUAUCAGCAAUACAUCCAUGAAGACUUUAAAACUUAGCUCUCCCAACAAUCAACAAAAUGAGAAAGAUACCAACGAGAUCUUGUUCACAGAUGAGUCUUCCCAUGGUGUUUUAGUGAUAGCCAAAGAACAGAACGACACUUUGAAUCAUAUACCCGAUGAGAAAAAGAGCGGCAGUGGCAUUAAAUCACGCGGUAAUCGUCGUAAAUCGACGAUGAAUGCAGUUACUCUGGCUACGACCUCCAUUGAAGAUGAUGAAAUACAGCCAUAUUUGUAUUUUGGUCAAAAAUUACCUCCUCUUAAGCCCAACGCUUUGACCAUUACCUCCGUUAGUGAUGAACAUCCUAAAUUGCUGGAAGUGUCGGUGGCGAAGGAAUUGCCACAGCUACCUACUACUGUUACUACAACUCCGGUAAACGUACCAUCUACCUCAACUUUGUCGGCAGUGGAAAGAAGUCGGGCUAGAUUCAAAUAUAACAUGAGAGGGGCUGUAAGUUUUAAUCGCCGCUAUAAUACGAUAGCAAGAACACCGACGGCUGAAUCAAGACCCAAUAACGCUUCAAAUCUAAAGGAAACUAUAAGGCAUACCACCCCAACGGUAUUCUCAAAUGUAACUUUAGAGCCAAUUACAAUGAAAAAUGAAAAUACAACAAAAACAACAGCAGCACCAACAACGGCAAAGACAACAACAGGAAUAAAUAAAUUACUACGGCCAUCCUCCACUCCUUUAAUAAUUACAGUCUUGGGAGAUGAAGAACUGAUUACGGUGCCUCCAUUUACCAGCAAUAACCUAUAUGAAGCCAAAAUAUCCACUUUACCUUUAACUGCUGGUUUUAACAUCAGCAACGCUUCGCCAACUUCGACGAUCCCCUCUGUUACAAUGAGUAGAGCAGCUAGCACAAUAACAACAAGUACAGCAGCGUCAAUACCCGCAGCAACCGCAGCAACCACAGCAACCACCGCAGUCACAAGAGCCUUAACAACGGCGACCACAACGACGAUAACAACAAAAUCACCGCAACAUACUACGGCUUCUACUGUAUCAAAUACUAUUGCUGAUUCCACUCUGUCGACUCAACCACUCUUUGGAAGCUCUCCUACGACUAAAAAGGCGAGUAUAAUUGAAGAGGAUACCGAGCUAUUACGAGCUCUCGGUCCAAGUUUAACUGAGUCCAUUAACACUGACGAUAAAACCAAUUUAAUAAUCUUUGUAAAUCGUACUUCCGGCGUCUAUAUACCUCUGUCUAGUACAAGUACUACUUUUAAAUCGCAAGAGGCGAUGGCAUUCGAUGCAAUAACCACUGAUUCUUCGCCUACUGUUCUACGUACUACUAUUUUGACAUCGGUACGUUCCACUGUAAAUCCAAGAACCGAGGAACAGUUUAUCAAAUCUACCGAAAAUCCCAUAAAUCACUUUUAUAGACCGUUCGGUAUGGUCAACAAUGUCGCUACUGUUACAGAAUCUUGGAUUACCUCCACUCCCCAAGAAGUCACCGGUGAGAUAAGUUCUACGGUUGUAACCAACGAUCAAGAAAUAUCUGCCGAAAUGCAACGAAUGAAUAUUGUUACUAUGGUAUUGGCCGGUAUAGGCAUCAUUCCUCUCAUCGCUGUUAUACUUUAUUUGGUGCGUAAUUACAUACUGAAACGUCCUCUAAAGGAUGAUGAGGAUUUUGAUGUCUGCAUUACCGAUCAGCAGCCCAUUAGUCCAGUUAAGAGGUUGGACUCUAAAUACCACAUUAACGAUGAUAAGAAUGAAGACGAAGUCGACCAUCGUAAAUUGCCUCAAAGGCAGCACAGUCAAGUUCAUAAACUACCAUCCAGAGACAAUAAGAAUCAUAAUCCUAACAUGAUUCAUCAACGACAUUACAAUGAUGAUAAGAGCUCGAUUACCAGUGAUCAAGAGUUCGAUCGCUCGAAUAUACGGUUGAAAAGUUUGUUGGGCGAAGGAAAUUUUGGCCAAGUGUGGAAAGCCGAGGCCGAUGAUUUAAGUGGACAUUUUGGAGCUACCAGAAUUGUUGCCGUUAAAACUAUAAGAGCUUGCAGUACUCAAGUGAGCUUGAAGGACGAAGCGAAUAUUAUGCGAAAAUUGGGUUCGCAUCCAAAUGUAGUGACAUUGCUUGGAGCCUGCGUAGAAACCGAGCCUCAUAUGUUGAUCAUGGAAUAUGCUAUGCGUGGCCGUUUGUUAUCUUUAUUGCGAGCGGCACGAAAUGCCACCAACAUUUUGCCAGCUUCCGUUCCGGGAGGCCGAAGUCAAACGCCAUUGUCACCUCGGACAUUGGCUGGAUUUUGUUUAGAUAUUGCCUGCGGUAUGGAGUACAUAGCUGAGAAAAGAAUUGUUCAUCGUGAUCUUGCAGCACGCAAUGUUUUGCUGGAUCAUAACGGUGUUUGUAAGAUAUGCGACUUUGGCAUGUCCAUCGAUUUGGAUGCCGAACGAAAACGUAAAGAGCUUGAGAAGAAUUGCGCUAACGAGAUAAUGCGAAGCAAUUUUAACAAAUUCAAAUUUGAUUUUGGUGGUAAAUUCAUUAUGAAUCAUUGGCCACCGAAUCCUCAAAAGGAGGGCAACAUCUCCGACGUAAAAAAAGGCCAAGGUCACGGCCACGGCCACGAUACUAUCGGCAGAAGACCCGCAUUGCCCAUACGAUGGAUGGCCCCAGAAGCUUUACAAUAUCAUCUAUUUACACGGGAAACUGAUAUUUGGGCGUUUGGCAUAGUGCUCUGGGAGAUUGCUACCUUAGGUUCAACUCCCUACUCCCAUUUGACUGGUCGCGAGAUUAUACGACGUGUUCCACAGGGCUUAAGGCCAGAUUUACCAAAAGAGGGUCGUCAUGAAUUUUACAAUUUAAUGUCUCGAUGCUGGCAUAAGGAUCCACAAAUGCGUCCCAGUUUUAGCCAGGCUCGAUUAGAGAUAACACGUUCCCUGCAUAAAUGGGUUGACGAUGAUACCGCUUCAAAUUCCGAUUAUAUGGAUGUUAGCGGCUUCAGUGAGGAUCUCGAGCAUGGUAUGGUGUAUUUUAAUCACCGCAUAUCCGAGUUUGAAUGUGAAAUAUGACAUUAGCUUUUUUAGCCCUUAUCUCAAUUCCCUUUUAAUUAAACCAUUACCUUCUCUAAUAUUUCAUUUUCAUUUUCGUCAAGUGCUCGCACCAGUAUUAUCUUUUCCCUUGAUUUCAGUUAAUGAGUGCUAAAUAAAUUUUCCAAAAAAAAUAUUAUCGGUGCUUAAAACACGUGAAUAUAAAUUGUAAAUAAUUAUGUAUCAAUUAAUUUUAUUUCUAAGCUAUAUAUUAUUAACGAACCGAUAGAUAGAAACCUUAUGAUAUAUAAAUCGUUUUAAAUGUAUUUUAAAAUUUGUUUUUAGUUUUCUAGUCUGUAUAAAUAAAGGAUGAAACAAAAAUCAUUUAAUUUGGAUUUAUUAAUAAUUUUA
Molecule: messenger RNA, 6730 nt
Organism: Glossina fuscipes
Lineage: Eukaryota; Metazoa; Arthropoda; Insecta; Diptera; Glossinidae
Gene: Tie
Product: mucin-5AC
Exons: 6
Coding region: 2024-6361 (1445 amino acids)
Biological process (GO): protein phosphorylation; cell surface receptor protein tyrosine kinase signaling pathway; positive regulation of kinase activity
Cellular component (GO): signaling receptor complex
Molecular function (GO): ATP binding; transmembrane receptor protein tyrosine kinase activity
Source: RefSeq, a predicted model, not a curated record